AUGUAUGAUGAGAUUCAUGGCAGCCACACUGAUAUGAGUUGGAAAGUAAUGUUUUACAAGAAUUAUGCCCGACCUCGAGCUUGUUUCAUCACUUGGCUGGCUUUUUGGGGACGACUCCCUACCAAGGAUAGAUUAGCAAAAAUCAAUAUCACUACUGAUGGUGUUUGCAGUUUCUGUGGUGAGCAGGAGAAUAUCAUGCACCUGUUUUUUCAGUGUAGAUACACGGCACAAAUAUGGUGCUGCAUUCUGAACUGGCUAGGAUAUCAAAGGAAUACUUGGGACUGGAGGCAGGAAAGUAUAUGGAUGAGUAUGGAAGCAAAAAAGAAGGGAUGGAAAAGAAUUUUGUUACGCAUGGCUGCUACUGAAACUAUACACCAUUUGUGGCAAGCCAGGAAUGCUCUUUGCUUUGAGCAAAUAUCACCAAGUCCGGAUCUUGUCCACCAAAUCAAGGCUGCAGUGGUUUUGCGGGCACAAUUCAUUAAAUGUGUGAAAAAUCAUGUUCAAUUAGGUUCCUUUGAGAUUAACUAA
Vicia villosa (hairy vetch) is the source of this 528-nucleotide messenger RNA. RefSeq lists its product as uncharacterized. Lineage: Eukaryota; Viridiplantae; Streptophyta; Magnoliopsida; Fabales; Fabaceae. The record is from RefSeq and is a predicted model, not a curated record. Bases 1 to 528 code for a protein of 175 amino acids. The transcript has a single exon.